Molecule: messenger RNA, 1068 nt
Organism: Colletotrichum destructivum
Lineage: Eukaryota; Fungi; Ascomycota; Sordariomycetes; Glomerellales; Glomerellaceae
Exons: 2
Coding region: 245-931 (228 amino acids)
Source: RefSeq, a predicted model, not a curated record
GGCACCCGUAUAAAUACGACAAACUCCUUCCUGAAACGUGCAGAAAUCGGCGCGGGGCGAAACGCACCGCGUCAGCGCUUACAAGUCUGCGCAGGCACCGACUAAGUGACAAAGUCUUUAAAUAAGGACCAAACAAGCCAGUGAAUAACACUGGUUUUUGACUUGGCUGUCAUUGGAAAUUUGAUACUGGCUUCUCUACUUUCAACCUUCUCUCUCUCUGUCUCUCUUACGCAUACACUUCAAAAUGACCGUCACUGAGCUUGGAUGCUGUGGUGUCAAGCCUGGCUUGAAGAUUCUGGAUGAAAAUACACCAGAGGGCCAGAUUUUCGUUGGAGUCUACAAGACGAUCAUCUCUUCCCCAGGAGCCCCUCACCGAAUCUACCUGGGUGUCGAUCUGGACGAACCGUCCAAAAUGUAUGCACUCUUCGACUGGGAUUCCGUCGAGCACCACGAGAAUUUCGCCAAAACGUUCGGCCAAGACAUUCAGCCGGACCUGGCCAAAGUUUUGACCCAUGGCGAGUACACCAAGCACAUUGCCGCUACGCCAUCCCUUCAAGAGGCCUUGACGUCUUCCGUGACCGACGUGUUUCUCGUCUACUACUCUCCCGACAUCUCCGCAGCCGAAAAAGACAAGGUCACGGCCGAUUUCGGGAAGAUUCUCGAUGAGCGCUUUCGCCAACAUCCCGAUGUCGCAGCUUUUAGUUACGGGUGGGGACUGCAAAAUGAUUUCCCUGUGUACGGAAAGGAUGGAGGGAAGGUCGGGUCGCUUUUCUCGGCGUUUGUGGGGUGGUCUACCACUGAGGCCAACACCAAGUUCCGCGAGUCGGGUGCACACGAUGCGAUCCAACAGUCGAUUCGGGCCUUGGAUGGAGUCGUGGAGCUGAAGGCUCUCCGCCUCGCUUGUAAAUUCCUCGAGAAGACAGCAGAGUAAAGAGAUUGGAGGGUCACACUGUAACUAGACCACGGGCUCGGAACACAUGUGGGAUUGAGUAUCGAUAGUCUAGGGCUGGGAUCGGAUUCACCUAGUUCUCAUAACAUAUGGUUGUAUGUAGCUGUCAUCAACUAUGC